AUGUCAACACCUUCUAGACGUCGUUUAAUGAGAGAUUUUAAAAAAUUACAGGAUGACCCUCCUGCUGGUGUUAGCGGUGCGCCUACAGAGUCCAUAAUGCAUUGGGAAGCUGUCAUUUUUGGACCACAAGAUACUCCUUUUGAGGAUGGCACUUUUAAACUUUCGCUUGAAUUUUCUGAAGAAUACCCAAAUAAACCGCCACAAGUCAAGUUUGUUUCAAAAAUGUUUCAUCCUAAUGUAUAUGCUGAUGGGAGUAUUUGCUUGGAUAUUUUACAGAACCAAUGGUCGCCAACUUACGAUGUUGCUGCAAUACUUACUUCAAUUCAAUCCUUACUUGAUGAACCGAAUCCAAAUAGUCCUGCAAAUUCACAGGCAGCCCAGCUUUACAGAGAGAAUCGUAGAGAAUAUGAGAAACGUGUUCAUGCAAUUGUUGAACAGUCUUGGAUGACUUUUUCAAAUGACGAUUCAGACGAAGCUGUAGACCAAUUAGAAACUGCACGUGAAGAUAACGAAUCUCCACACACAGCAGCUGAAUAUGAAGUUGGUGGGGAAGAAGAAGAAGGAGUUUUGGAUGUAACACAAAGUUCGUUUCAUGAAGAAAAUGAUGAGGAUGAGGAAGAAGAAGGGGAAUUAAGAAAUAAUGAUACUGAUAAUUCUGUGGAACAAGACUGAUUUUGGAGUAUUUUAGGUAUUUUUUAAAUUUGUGUAUAAGAAAAGCUUGAUUUGUGGGGACUUUUGGAACAAAAAAAAUUUUUUU
Molecule: messenger RNA, 757 nt
Organism: Meloidogyne enterolobii
Lineage: Eukaryota; Metazoa; Nematoda; Chromadorea; Rhabditida; Meloidogynidae
Source: the annotation of a GenBank genome assembly